AUGCCGUUCUUCUCCAAGGUCUUCAAGAACAAGGAAGCCGGUGGCAAGAAGACUGCGCUACCGGCGGCCAAUGGAGAUGCUCACAAAAAACCACAAUGGUCUGAUGCAUGGCUACGCACGAGGGUUGACCCCGAGGAGGUCGUCGAACUGCUUCACCUAUGUACUGCCGAGUUGAAAUCUCGAGCUCUCAAUGUUCCUUUCCUUCUACUUCCAUUUCGCCCUUCUUCAGACCCAUCCGCCGCACGGACUUUUGUGCGCAACUUCUUCCUCCCGCCCCAAGAUAGAUCACGACUAGCUGGCGUCCUGCUGGAGAACGAGCUCCGAAUGACUGAAGUUAUGGUCUUAAUCAGCGUCAUGAAGUGGUGUUGGGCGCGACUUCCCGGUGGCGUUGUGACGUGGGAAGUUUACGAGGGCUUCAGAGUCGGAGAAAAGGACUCUGGCUAUGCCCGCGACGCCUUCAGUACUUUCAUACCGAUCAGCGCGGACUCUUCAACUCGGGUGCAGAUCAUUCAAGAUUUCUUCGACCUCCUUGCAGCUGUUGCCGCGCACGGGAAAGCUAAUGGACUUGGAGGCCACAAACUCUCCAGGUACGCUGGUUGGUGGGCAUUUGAACAAUAUGAUAGUGGCAAAGGAUUCGAAUCCGGUUACAAAUCAUGGGCCAGUGCUGCUGAUGCUGCUUCACAUCUCUUCUUCGCCUAUCUGCGUUCACUCUCUAGCAGCGGAAAGAAUUCUAGCAUCCUUACCCUUCCUAGAUCAUUGCAGCAAUUGCUAGAUUCAACUAGCUAUCCACCAAAAAAUGGCCUGUUGACGAAUGACACCACCAAGGUAGUCAUGAUCGUCGAUGUUGUAUCACCAACCCCCUAUGCUUUGCUUCGAAGAGCAAAAAACUUUCAGUACCGGGAUGAUGAUCAUAGCCUUCAGCAAUUUGCCAGUUUCGAAGAUCCGGUUGCAGCCCUCACAGAUGAAUGCCGUCGUGUACUAAAAGCCAUUUCUUCCGCAAACCAGUCUCAUGUUUCAAAUGCAAACACUUCCACCAGCCUUACAGAUCCGUCCUGGUCCAGAUUCGAGGACAUUGGUUUCGGGAACUCGCUUGAGGACGAUGAUGAGGAUGGUGAUGGACUACUGGGGCGCAAGCGUAUCGUCACAAGCAAAAUUCACCCAGCAUCUCACGGAGGCUAUCAAGACCUUGCCCGACCAACUACUCCCUCAUGGGCUGACUUUCUUUCUUCCGGCUUUACGGACGAGCACGGCAACAAGACUCACGCACCAAUGCUCCUCCCACCAGAUCAGAUUCUUCCCCCCAUCAACUCCACGCUGCCUAGAGGGCAGAGCUCUCAAUCACACCGGCGCCAUUUAGACACGCAGCAAAAUCUUGAUCCUGGUGAACUUGCGAGCAUUACUAGGGUUACUGUGGAUGAUUCAUUCUGGUGGGUGUGGAUAAGUAGUCUUGCCUCAGAAGAACCCACAAGCCGGAAAGCCGUCUUCGGGCGAUGUGCCCUCAUCGAGACUGUCAUCCAUGAUGGUCAAUGGAUGGUUAUGGAAGAGCAGGUGAAAGGCGCAGCUCCUGAGCCUGCUGCUGGUGCAUAUAUUGCUGAGAAGAAAACAUUCCUAGGGUUCACCACAAAACGUGGCCGUCUAACAAGGCGCAGAUCCGGAACGAAGAAAAGCCCUUUGUCUCCUGAGCCACAGUUUGGAACCAACAAUCGUGCGACACUUGCUCCGGAUCAGCAUGCAAAGAUUCAGCAGGCUGCCGCUGAACUUUCGCGGAAGAAGGCCGCAGAGGACAAGGAGGAACGAUCUGUACUAGCAGCACGUCGUGGCCGUCUACCCGAGACGGUUGCAGCUUCGAAAACGAACAGCGUGUUUACUAUUGGCCCUCUCAUCAAAGAUGAGGCUUCGCCAGCCCUGCAAUGGGCUAGUCAAUAUGACAAGAAGGCCAUCCGAGCUAAGUACUUGGGUGACACAUUGGCUGGCAAAGGUUCGCGUGAGUUACUCACGCUCCCAUCGAACGGUGUGGGACUGAACCGGUCUGCAUCAACACUUUCCGUUGUGAGUAAAAACAAAGAUCUCCCUGCACCACCGGACAACAACUCCAGACGCCAUAUACCAGAGAGAAGUCAUUCGGCAGAACAUGGCGCUGCGCCGCCUACGGUGGUUGAGCCCGCACCGGUGCCAACAGAACCGAUUGUACCGAUCUCGGCAGCUGGCGCAAGUGAAGCAGCUGAAAUUCCCCUACCACCAGAAACACCCGACCUAUCAGAGCCAAAAGCUGUUAAACACCAGCCCGCCAAAUUGCGUAAGUCAUCUGAUGUCAAGCGAAGUUCACCUGAAGAAAGGAAAACACGAGGAAAGACUCAACCAGGGCCACCUCCGGUCCAGCAAAGGAGCGCCAUUCGAAGACUGUUUGGAAGAUCUAAACAUCAGGAAUCGAAGGGCCCGGAACCACCGGCACCUUCAGGUAUCGACGCGGAGGAGGAUCCUGCUAUUGUUGCUGCUAGACGUGCCCUGGAAGGUGAUCCGAUGGCAAAUUCAGGAAACCUGGCAUCUCCUCCUCUAUCACCGGCCCACUUCGACCGUUUGAGAACAGUUCCAACUGCUCGGCCUGAAGCUGCUCGGCCUCAAACCCCACCAAUGGCGGAUGCAAUACCUGAACAAGACGAACACGAUGAUUUGGGCCUACAGCGAGAACCCACACGACAGGCACCAGAGCCUCCUCGAACCCAGAGAGAAGAAGAAUAUGACCAGCUGUCCAGAGUUGAUACGAACGAACGAGAACAUGCUGAUCGUGAAUUUUCGACGUUUGAUCAAGGUCCAUUGCUUGAUCAGCCCGCUUUUGUUGCUCCAGACACUCCUCCCAGGAGUGCUUUCUUAACUCCCGCCGAGGAAAUGCCACGUCCUCCUAUCAGUAUCCACUCCGGUCGAUCCUACCAACAAUCUGAGAGUUCGAGGAUUGAGGAAGAAGAUGAGGGCGCAGCAGAGAUGCAGCACCACCAAGUCAACCCUCAGGAUCGAUGGGCGCAAAUCCGAAAAAAUGCGGCAGAGAGGGCGGCUCGACAAGAAGAGCCAACAACACGAAGCCGUACAGAAACCAGAACAGAUGACGGCGAUACAAGCGGAGAAGAAACGAUCGAGUCCCGUGUAGCUCGCAUUAAAGCUCGUGUCGCUGAGCUAACUGGCAAUAUGGACGGUGCCAGAAGAUGA
Messenger RNA from Exophiala aquamarina CBS 119918, 3201 nucleotides. RefSeq lists its product as uncharacterized. The record is from RefSeq and is a predicted model, not a curated record. Lineage: Eukaryota; Fungi; Ascomycota; Eurotiomycetes; Chaetothyriales; Herpotrichiellaceae. Bases 1 to 3201 code for a protein of 1066 amino acids. The transcript has 6 exons.